CAGCAGUUUAGUUUUUAUGUAAACGCUUAUAUAAGCUUUACAUUUUCCUUUGAAUAAUAUACAUUCUCUCAGAUUAAAUAUUUGUACGAAUAUACCUUGAUCUCAACAGAAGCCCUAUGGUAUAACGCUGGUCCUGUGCAACAAAAAGAGAAAGCGCGAGCGAGAGUUCUUGAAGAAGAAGAAAAGAGAAAGGGAAGAAGCAGAAGGAAGGGGAGUGAGUGUGCGAGGGUUUGGGUGUUGAGAAUCGAGAAUGUUCCGAAACCAGUACGACACGGACGUCACCACAUGGAGCCCGGCGGGGCGGCUCUUCCAGGUGGAGUACGCCAUGGAGGCGGUGAAGCAGGGCUCGGCGGCGAUAGGGCUCCGAUCGAAGACUCACGUCGUUCUCGCAUGCGUCAACAAGGCCAACUCCGAACUCUCCUCGCACCAGAAGAAGAUCUUCAAGGUCGACAACCACAUCGGCGUCGCCAUCGCCGGCCUCACCGCCGACGGCCGCGUCCUCUCCCGCUACAUGCGAUCCGAGUGCAUUAACUACAACUACACCUACGAGUCUCCUCUCCCCGUCGGCAGGCUCGUCGUUCAGCUCGCCGACAAGGCGCAGGUUUGCACACAGCGAUCAUGGAAACGUCCUUAUGGGGUUGGUCUUCUGGUUGCUGGAUUAGAUGAAUCUGGGGCUCACCUCUAUUACAACUGUCCCAGUGGAAACUAUUUUGAAUAUCAGGCUUUUGCUAUUGGAUCUCGCUCACAAGCUGCAAAGACAUACUUGGAACGUAGGUAUGAGAAUUUCAUGGGCUCUUCACGAGAAGAUCUGAUCAAAGAUGCACUUAUCGCAACUAGGGAGUCCUUGCAAGGUGAAAAGCUCAGGAGUUCUGUAUGCACUAUUGCUGUGGUUGGAGUUGGUGAGCCCUUCCACAUUUUGGACCAGGAAACUGUUCAACAAUUGAUUGAUACUUUUGAGAUUGUGAAGGAGGAGGAAGUCCCUCCAGCUGAAACUCAACCAGCCACCGAGCAGGAUGCUGCUGCAGAACAGGGUUCUGGCGCAGAUCAAGGUGGUGCUGCUGGAGAACAAGGUGGUUCUCCUAUGGAAAUUUGAUAAUUUAAAAUCAAGUGCUAGAGGUGUUGGACAAACUGAUUAAACUCUAUAAUUUUUAUGGGUAACAUUGUUUCUCAAGUUAUGAAAAAUACUGGGGUGAACAGUGGCAAAUAAAAACAAUAUCAACGGGACUAAAUUAAAAAAAAUAAAAUAAUUUAAAUAAACUGUUUUUUUCCUCCCA
Messenger RNA from Cajanus cajan (pigeon pea), 1274 nucleotides. RefSeq names its product proteasome subunit alpha type-1-A. The record is from RefSeq and is a predicted model, not a curated record. Lineage: Eukaryota; Viridiplantae; Streptophyta; Magnoliopsida; Fabales; Fabaceae. Gene Ontology annotation, cellular component: proteasome core complex; proteasome core complex, alpha-subunit complex. Gene Ontology annotation, biological process: ubiquitin-dependent protein catabolic process.